This is a messenger RNA of Choloepus didactylus (southern two-toed sloth), 1867 nucleotides long. RefSeq names its product actin beta (gene ACTB). The transcript is spliced from 6 exons. The record is from RefSeq and is a predicted model, not a curated record. The coding region runs from base 101 to 1228 and encodes 375 amino acids. NCBI's taxonomy places the organism in Eukaryota, Metazoa, Chordata, Mammalia, Pilosa, Megalonychidae.
GCACAGCCACCGCCGAGACCGCGUCCACCCCGCGAGCACAGGCCUCUCGCCGCUCCGCCGCUGCCACUACCGGUUUACACCCGCCACCUCAAAGCUCACCAUGGAUGACGACAUCGCUGCGCUCGUGGUCGACAACGGCUCCGGCAUGUGCAAGGCCGGCUUCGCGGGCGACGAUGCCCCCCGGGCCGUCUUCCCGUCCAUCGUGGGGCGCCCCCGGCACCAGGGCGUGAUGGUGGGCAUGGGCCAGAAGGACUCCUACGUGGGCGACGAAGCCCAGAGCAAGAGAGGCAUCCUGACCCUCAAGUACCCCAUCGAGCACGGCAUCGUCACCAACUGGGACGACAUGGAGAAGAUCUGGCACCACACCUUCUACAACGAGCUGCGCGUGGCCCCGGAGGAGCACCCGGUGCUGCUCACCGAGGCCCCCCUGAACCCCAAGGCCAACCGCGAGAAGAUGACCCAGAUCAUGUUCGAGACCUUCAACACACCCGCCAUGUACGUGGCCAUCCAGGCUGUGCUGUCCCUGUAUGCCUCUGGCCGCACCACGGGCAUUGUCAUGGACUCCGGCGACGGGGUCACCCACACUGUGCCCAUCUAUGAGGGCUAUGCCCUGCCUCACGCCAUCCUGCGUCUGGACCUGGCCGGCCGGGACCUGACCGACUACCUCAUGAAGAUCCUCACCGAGCGUGGCUACAGCUUCACCACCACGGCCGAGCGGGAGAUUGUGCGUGACAUCAAGGAGAAGCUCUGCUACGUCGCCCUGGACUUCGAGCAGGAGAUGGCCACGGCUGCCUCGUCCUCCUCCCUGGAGAAGAGCUACGAGCUGCCCGACGGGCAGGUCAUCACCAUCGGCAACGAGCGGUUCCGCUGCCCCGAGGCCCUCUUCCAGCCUUCCUUCCUGGGUAUGGAAUCCUGUGGCAUCCAUGAAACUACCUUCAACUCAAUUAUGAAGUGUGACGUGGACAUCCGCAAGGACCUGUACGCCAACACGGUGCUGUCUGGUGGGACCACCAUGUACCCGGGCAUUGCUGACAGGAUGCAGAAGGAGAUCACAGCAUUGGCGCCCAGCACGAUGAAGAUCAAGAUCAUCGCCCCCCCUGAGCGCAAGUACUCCGUGUGGAUCGGCGGCUCCAUCCUGGCCUCGCUGUCCACCUUCCAGCAGAUGUGGAUCAGCAAGCAGGAGUACGACGAGUCCGGCCCCUCCAUUGUGCACCGCAAAUGCUUCUAGGCGGACUGUUAGUUGCGUUACACCCUUUCUUGACAAAACCUAACUUGCGCAGAAACCGAGAUGAGAUUGGCAUGGCUUUGUUUUUUUUUUUUUAAUUUUUUUUUUGGUUAUUUUUUUGUUUGUGUUUUGGCGCUUGACUCAGGAUUUAAAAACUGGAACGGUGACGGUGACAGCAGUCGGUUGGAGCGAGCAUCCCCAAAGUUCUACAAAUGUGGCUGAGGACUUUGAUUGUAUAUUGUUCCUUUUUUUUUUUUUUUUUUUUUUUUUUUGAUAAGUCAUUCCAAAUACCUUGAGAUGCAUUGUUACAGGAAGUUCCUUGCCUUCCCCAAAGCCGCCCACUUCUCCUUAAGGAGAAUGGCCCAGUCCUCGCCCACAUUCACACCGGGGAGGGUGACAGCAUUGCUUUCUUGUAAAUUAUGUGUCAUCCAAAAUUUUUUUUUUUAAAGAUCUUCCGCCUUAAUACUUGUUUUAUUUUUAUUUUGAUUGGUCCGCCAUCGUGGCACCCCCUUUUUGUCCUCUAACUUUAGAUGUAUGAAGGCUUUUGGUCUCCCUGGGAGUUGGUCGUGUUGCGGAGGCAUCCGGGGCUUACCUGUACACUGACUUGAGACCAGUUCAAUAAAAGUGCACACCUUAAAGAAA